AGCCAAUGUCCACAAUUGUCCGCCAAGGAGGCCCAUAGGGAUUUUCAUUAUAAUCCCUUUUUUUUGUUUCUUAUUUUUUUUUUCUUGCGAGAUACGGCGGGAACGUGCCCGUGCCAUCCGGUUUUCUGGAUUCUGCAGGGCGACAUCUUUUGCCGCCCGUUUCCGUCCCCACGAGUUUGUCCGGCCGUUGAAAGUAAGCAAGCAAAGCUGUGACUUUCCCAAUUGCUACUACCGAUAAUCGCAACACUCGGCCGAGUCCUACCUUUUCAACUUGACAACCAGCAAAGUUUCCCCAACUCUACCUUUUUUUUUUCUUCCAACAUUCAACUGUCCCCGGCCGCAUCUCCAACCCUAUUCCGGGACUGGCGCAGAGGAAGCAACUACCAUAGCAUCAUCCUUGGCUUGGCCCUCUUGCAGUGCCGAGGAGAAAGGACCCCUACCGCCCUACGAUCGACUUUGAAUUUCCUACAACGACGACGUAUCUCUGGAAUUUUUUCCCCCCAGGUGAAGCUAUGGGCAGAAGCAGGCCUCUAGGAGACACACAGUUUUGAGGGGACAAGCACCCGAGACGACAGGAAACAUACGCCGGCAUCAAAAACGACUGGGAUGCUUGCCCGUCUGGCUGGUUCCAGUCAACGCAUUGGCUUGCACCGAAAUUACUUUGCUUCUUUGGAGCGAUCGCCAGUUUUACCUCGGAAUACAACCAGGAGCCGAACGAAACGAAGCUCCCGAUAACAACUUUGCGCGCAUCUUCCUCGUCUACAGCUAGCUGCAACCGGUAGCUACGGCGAGGGGAGAUGUCUUUGAAUGGCCUUGACAGCCCCGAAAUCAAGGAAGCUCAUGGUACCGCCGUAGCGGAGCCUGGGGGAUGGUUCAUCCUCAAGUACGCCGGCCGCGAUGUGCUUGAGCUUCUUGGUCGCGGCAAUGGUGGCAUAGUAGAGAUUCGCAACGCCAUUUCCCAAUACGAGGAUCCAUCCCCGUUGUACGGCUUUCUACGCUAUAGGAGGAGGAAUGUAAUCAUCAAAUAUCUACCUGAGGACUGCUCGCGGCUGGUUCAAGCCCGAGUAACCGUCCACCUCGACUCAAUAUGCGAGCGCUUCUCGCCGUAUGAUACAGUUUUUGAAAUUGUGGAUGCCAAGGAGUUGAAGGAUACCAAGCUCUCGGCCGCAUGCUCUCUACACACUGCGUCUGGUUCCACGUCUUCGUCUACCAGCUCUCUUCGCCGCCGCCGGCUUAUGGAAAUUGCAGAGGAGGAAGAGGAGCAACGGGCAAGCAAGCGCCAGUCUGUGGUCGAUGAAGAGAACGAAAGUAGACCAAAAUCCAUUGAGGUGCCACCUGUCACUCUGGACUCGGAACUGGCCUCCUCACCUGAGGAAUCCCAGUUCUCUGGCAAGAUUGAGCCGCCGUCCUUCGUCGGAGCACAGUCAGAACGCCCACCUUCCACGAAGUCAUUAGACACAUAUGGCCAGCUAGAUUCCUACGGAUCUGGUUCUUUGUAUUCCUACAAGCCCAAAGUGAAGCUUGGGCCGCGCCCGUCACUCGACAUGAAUGCUCGGCAGCGCACCGGGGCCAUAGGCGGAUUUCGGCCCAUCUCUGCCCUUCCGGCUGGAUUCAAGAUGCAGAGGAAGGAAAAACCUGCCAUGGUGCGGCAAUCCAUGGAUGAGAAUUCACAUCCCAUUGUGCAGGAGCUCUUUGGACCCGGUGCUCGGGAUCCGUCAAACACGGUUCCAACUAGGCCUCACACCAGCGGUGGUAUACAGCCACCUCCAAUACCAGAAUCCAAGAUAUUCGUGAAGCAGCCGUUGACCCCUGGCGCUGUUUCAGUUACUUCUGCCAAAUCUUCAAUGUACCCUAAUGCCAACAGCCCAGAGAAGUCACGGCUGAAAAAGGCAAUGCAGUUGAGGGAAAAGAAGAAGCAAAAAGCUAUGCUGGUGGCUGCAGAUGCCAAGGUAGCUGAGACCGUUGCGGACCCUGAUGUCAAUGUGGCAUCGCCGGAUUCGGAUGGUGUCGGCCAAACGUCAUUGGCGGAGAACCCGGAGCCUAACGCAGCGGAUACAUCUAUUACAGAGGAAGCUGAUGAAGAGCAACCCCCCGUUGAUAGCCCGGAGCAGGCCGACAAAGAACCAGUAGCCGAACAGCCAUCUGUCACUGAGGAAUCCCCAGAUACCACGUCUGCGACGGAAGAUGAGCCAACAAAACCCGUCGACCAAAGUCUUAACCAGCAGCAGGAGAACGAUGGCGAAACUACAGUGGAUGAUAGAGAACAAGGCAUGGUCGUAGAUGAUCACGCCACUGCAACAACAGCGGCGACUGAGUUGGGCGACGACAACUUAUCCUCCUUGGCUCGGGAAGGGACAUUAUCGGAUGCGCAUACCGACUCGUCGCAUCCAGCCUCGCCGCUAGUGGGUUCUUCAGAUCUUGGAAACUCGACGAAAGCCUCGUCUGUAUCCGAGGCUACAGACGAGACUGUGCUGGAUCAGCCCCAAACCAAACCGGCUGAGGCUGGUGGUAACGAUCAGGCCCAACCAGACGCGCUGGUUGACGCAGUUGGUGUUUCUUGUAAUCCAAGUACUGAGAUUUCCGAAGAAGCCAAGCAAGAAGAUGAAGAUGAAGCCGCGGCCGCUGAGAGUCAGGAUCAAGCUGUUCACAGGCAAGAGCUGGAGGAACCAGCUCCUGUGCAAUUGCCGAUAUCAAAAUUCGCAUCUGCUGUCAAUUCGAAUCGCAGCCCAACUGUGGCAGGAGUUGUUACUGAGGCAACAAUAGGGAGCGAUGGGAAUGCCGCCGAGGAACACAUUCCUUCACAAUCUGGAUCAACAAGUCCACGGCUUGACAUUCCACAGUCCAAAUUCUCAACAGCAAAGCAACAGGCUGCAAGCCCGUCUGGCAGGUCCCCCGACACUCCAACCAUUGCCAUCAACGACCAAGGGGAGAAGGAGGAUGAGAAGGAGAACCGAGAUCCAGAGAACCUCGCGUCUGGUUUAGCCGCCGAGAAGUCGAAACAAAAACGAAAGAUAUCCGUUGAUCCAAUCCGAAUCGACACAGCCAAUCUCUCCGAUGACGAGGAUCUCAUGGAUGAACUGCAGACGGCGACCUUGCAGGAAGCCCGCCCCAUGAACAUCUCCAAGUCUCCAAUCACACCAGUCUUUCCCACACAAACUUUGGCUACCACGGCAGCCGCAACCACCGGCGAGUCUAGUCCUCGGCCGAUCACCAGCCAGGGCAUACCUAGCAGCUCCGUUACCAAUUCUCCAGCCGGGCCUGCUGGGCCCGCCAUAAGGCCGAUGACCGCCGCCAUGGACUCACCCUCUGGCUCUGGGAACAGCACUCCUCAAGGUUACCAUGGCAUGCGAUCUGCAUCGAACCCAACCGCCCGUGCUCCCCUUUCCCUGCUAUCAGCCACUGGGGAUAGUGACAGGCAUUUCGGCAUAAGGGCAGCAUCCUCAGGGUCUGCCUUCUUGAACAGGGUUGGAUCAUCUUCGGGAACGGCACCGCCCUCACCCUCACCAUCAGUCGCGUCGACGUCUGCUGCAAACCUCCUGGCGAAGAAGACGGGUGUUGGCAGCAGCAUCUCCCAGCGCAUCAAAGCUUUGGAGAAGCUAUCGGCCGCUGGUCUCCCAACGCCGAACGCAACAGAACGACCACAGUCGGCGUUCUUUGCUGUUCGUCAGCAACAGUCGAUUGGUCGUGGCGAAGCAUCCUCACGGGCCCCGUCGGUUGUAGAGCGGGCAACUUCCCUGGGUCAAGACCCUACACCAUCUCCUCCCCGGUCGCGUGGAAGAGAUAUCUCCACGGCGGCAGGCAGCAUUCGGGACAGGUCCGGAUCCAUCUCUAGCAGGUUGUCGGUUUUUGAGGGUGGCAACCUCCCCAGGGGCAGGCCAGAUUCUGUUCAGGUGACGGCCCGUAUCGUUAGGGAUCCACGUCAGCAGUUUCCCAGAGUGACGGAGCCACGCGCCGAUACGACCGAAGGAUCGAUGCUAGACCUGAAGCCUUCGGUCCUGGUGGUUGACCACGAGAAGGGUUCCCAGGAGUCCCCGGAGACAGUAGUAGUCCCAGCGGAAACGCCCAAGAAGGAGACUCUUCUGCAGCGUCGGCAGUCGAAAAAGGAGAAGCGCAGAUCUCAAUCCGAGGAUGUAGGAAGCAUUGCGGGGGAUGGUGCUGUAGAUGAGGUCGGUGAAGACGGUACUCCUCGCAGGCGCUCCUCUCUGAGCAUCGUUAAGGAUUUCAUCAAGGACCGCCGUCGCAGUGUGCUCAGCGGUGGCAAAUCUCCAUCGACGGACAACCUCCACAGUGCUGUGCUGACUCCAAGUCCUCUGACCAGUCCUAAUGCGUCCCGUUCACCAUCCAGGCCACCCUCGGUGCACCAAAGUACCAGUAUCUCGGGACGUUUGAGCAUUUCUAGCCGGCGGUCUUCGACGAGCAAAGACAGGGACCUGCCCCUUAUCCCUCCUGUCAUGUCGCCAAGCAAUGGCCCCGAGGCCAGCUGGUCUGGAGACGAGAGUAUCAAAGCGACCGAGAAAAAGAGCAGGGCUAGUCGAUUCAUCAGACGUCUGUCAAAUUCCCUGAGCUCCAGCCGCAAGACGGUCACCCCCGUCAUGUCCCCUACGGUUACCGAGGAGGAAUAUGAUGGCGAGGACCAUGGCUCCUUCUUCUCGGCGGGUCGGCAGACCCACCAACAGCAGCCAACACAGUUGGCUUAUAUGGGCGACGUAAACGUCCAAUUCCCCGACAAUCUCCUUUGGAAGCGCCGCACCAUGUGCCUGGACUCGCAGGGCUUCCUGAUCCUUAGUGCAGUGCAGGGAAUUGCCGCUGCAACUGCCAACAACACGGCGCUGAAUGGCAUCAAGCGCUACCACUUGAGCGACUUCCGCGUGCCGUAUGCGCCUGAGAUGGAGCAGCAGGAGCUCCCUAACAGCGUUUGUCUUGAUUUUAUCGAGGGCUCAAGCCUGCAGAUUGCAUGCGAAGACCGCGCCGGUCAACUUAACACUCUCCAUGCCCUGCAAGACGCCCAUCGUAAUCAUACGACAUUCGGGCAAUGAAGCCAAAACAAAAAAGAAAAAAAUCAACCGAAGGUCAUCGAUACCCACUAAUUACACUCAACCAACCCGCAUCAUUCACUGCCUCAUCAUCGGCGGCAUAUCUCCGUCUGAUCUCUGUCCAGAUUUCCUUGACUAAACUCUCUUCUGUCUUCCCCCGUCACAUCUUUUUCUUCUCUGGUCGGCUCGCUUAAAACCAACGCCUUGUUUUUUUUUUAUGUCUCAGGGCAAUCAUCUUCCGUGCUUAUAUCUACCGGCGUCUGAUUUUUGACGAGGGGAAAACCACACACAAAGAUACCUUUUGAUACCACCACGCAUCAUCUUGACUCGGAUGCCUUAUUUUGUUUUAUUCAUUUUUUUCUUUUGUUUACCUAGCACUGGCCUGUUUUUACCGUCUUUCCCAGAAACAAAAAACCUACCAGACA
Pyricularia grisea is the source of this 5458-nucleotide messenger RNA. RefSeq lists its product as uncharacterized. The coding region runs from base 798 to 5036 and encodes 1412 amino acids. NCBI's taxonomy places the organism in Eukaryota, Fungi, Ascomycota, Sordariomycetes, Magnaporthales, Pyriculariaceae. The record is from RefSeq and is a predicted model, not a curated record. The transcript is spliced from 4 exons.